AUGAAGAUCCCAACUCUACAUUUUCUCCUUCCCGUUUUUGUGCUGUGCAGGCUGCCAGACAUCAACUUCCCAAAAGACGCCGUCCCGCGCAUUCCCUCUUCCGUGCUUGCUGGCAAGCACGAGCUCUGGUCAACAGCAGGAUUCCAUCACUUUAAACUUGUCGAGUCUGGCACUCGCACUCGCACUGGCCCUAGCUUUGUUGCUUAUGGCGUGGACACGAUCCGCUUUGAGAACCUCAAGAACCGCGACGACACGACGAUUGAAUGGAGUGCUCGACCAGAAGAUGCAGAGGACUGCAAGUUCGACGAAGAAAACCCAGACGAGAUAUGCCGAAAUCAUAUCAACAUUGUAGAACGAUGGAAUAAAAAAGGUCACUUCCUUGUCUGUGGAACAAAUGCACGAAGGCCUAAAUGCCGCAUUUAUGAUCUCAGCUCGGACGAGCCACUGGCAGACAUACAAGCAAAGGCGAUGGAGACGGAAAUGGACGCCCCAAUGACACAAGCCGAGCCUGGAAAGUCAAUCAAAGUUGAGUUUGUCAAAAACAGCGACAAGAAAAACUUUAUGUUCUUUGCCAAAGAAUUAGAAAAGGGCGGUGCUUUGAGCCGCACAACUCCGUCAGACGGUGCGCUCUCCUCAUCCGGACCGGUUCGUUUUAUCAAAAUGAUUGACCUGGAGGAGCACGUGAUGAUAUUUUUCACCGAAGUGCUUUCUGAUGGAGAAACUGCCAGUCGCGUCGCCACUAUCUGCAAGAAUGACGACGGUGGAAGUCUCUCUGUGCUUACGAAAAAGUUUACUACCUUCAUCAAGACAUCUCUGACUUGUCCAGUGAAAGACGACUUUUCCUUCAGCAUCAUGACCGCCGUAUCCGACACAAUCGAGAUUAACGGGGCCGAGUCUAUUCUCGUCAGCUUCACCAGCAGUCACGGUAUUCCCGGCUCUAACGUCUGUGCCUUUGCUAUCGACGAAAUCAAGGAUGCCUUAUUUGGAACGGGGGUUGAUUUCGAAGACGCACAAGAGUUAAACCCCUGGAAAAAUGCGCCUCGGGAAAAUCCUGCAAGCUGCCUUGUGCCAGCAACAAGUUCCUAUCAGUACUUGCAAUACAUUGAACGGAGCGCAUCACUUUCCGACCAUACGCCGAAGGCAAUCGACGGGAGCCACUUUCUCAUCCGAACAACGUUUUCAAAACCAGAAGAUCGAGACCUUAUCACGCAGUUGGAGAUCCAGAAGCUCAAUUCCAACAACGAAACCGCAAUCGUCGUGAUGGCAACUACCAAUGGCAAGCUUUUGCGCGGGAUUCUUAAACUUCGAAAUGUCGAACGAAACAAACUCACUGCCGAGAUCCGCCGCUUUGAGCUUCUCAGUGAAACCGAUCUUUUCCUUCCCGAAGAGUGUCACGAAGGAGGAAGAGAGAUUGAGGAUCUUCAACUUUACGGCUCUACUGGUGGCAUCAGCUCAAAGACCGAUAUCUUUGUUUCCAUGCCAGGUUGUGCGGUUAAGCUUUCGACCGACAGGAUUUGCGCCAGCUUUGAUUGUAAAAUCGCAUGCGAUUCGAGUGGCGAUCCAGGCUGUUCGUGGAACGAAAAAGAUACAGAAUGUUCAUACUCAUCGGAAUUAAUGCCCAGAUCAUCAACCUAUCAAUUAUUUUCUACCUGUCCUAAGAAAAAUGGAGAUGCGUAUCGCCCAGUCUCAUCUUCUCCUGUUUUCAAGUCACCAGUUGUUGAGUCCGAUGAAAGUUUUGCGCCAGUUCAAAGCCCUAACGAUGGCAUAAGCUCGGAAACAAUCGUCGACGGCACCAGUGGCCAAGCGGAGGCAGCAAAUCCAGAUGAAGGAUCAGUCAAUAGUACUACCAUAUUGCUUGUUGUUAUGCUCGUCGUUGGUAUACUUAUUGGCGGGGUAUUCCAGUUUGUUAUCAAGAAGUGUGCAAAAACAGGAGGAAAUGGCGAAAAAGUACCAGAAGUGGACGUUAACCUAGAUGGUAUGGGCCCAAACAUGAUGACAGCUGGUGGUUAUGCUAUUGGUGGAAAUGGCACACUCCAUCGUCAAAGAAGCGAGCGACAUCCUAGCGUUUACGAAAAUCAGCAGCGAGUCGAAUCAACGUCAUCUGACUCGUCACGGGACUCCGGAAUAAAGAGCUCAGAAGAGGAAGCGAUGAUUCCUUCCUCCCGUCGCGACUUCGAGUACAAGAUCGGGUUCAACAAUGGAGUCGGCACAACAGGGCGGAUGCGCGAGCGACCAAAAUAUUUGAACACUGGUGUCGUUGGUGGUGGGCACAAUACACUCGGCCACCAGCAAAUUUAUUACACACAAGCACGCCCCUCGCGCAAUGGAAAUGCACAGAACAAUCUCAGUGGUUCUACAAAUUUCUUGACAACGUCCUCAUCAAAGACACCGACGAGCACGACGCCUGGCAUGUCUACUUUGGGUGGAGCGCCUAAGCCGAAACUAGGAACCUCAAGCCUCCGACAUUACAACACCGUCGGUCAUCGACCAGCUUACCAUCGAAGCGAAUCAUGUCCAAGACCAGGCGCCUAUCAACAGGUUGCGAAUUCCCCAACGCGUGGAAAUCAACACUACCCCAUCUUACGCUCCAAUUCCAAAAAUUUCGCGGUGUCUUCCGACAAUCCCGCCAAUAUAUACAACAUAUCUACCAUUAACAUCGAUAUCGAGCCGCACGCAACAUCGCCGCCGACGUCGACUAGUGGCUACAACUGGCCAGGAAGCUAUCAGCAAAACAAUGUUAGCCAUUAUGCUACUCUUCCUAAGGGUCAGAAAAGAGCUCAAAUACGUCGUACUCCUUCAACGUCAAAUGGUACACUGCCGAGAAAUCAGAAGCCGAUUCCUGUUCUCCCUCCAACGGUGAGCCACGUUUUUGGCGAAACAUAA
Molecule: messenger RNA, 2883 nt
Organism: Oikopleura dioica
Lineage: Eukaryota; Metazoa; Chordata; Appendicularia; Copelata; Oikopleuridae
Source: the annotation of a GenBank genome assembly